Molecule: messenger RNA, 1122 nt
Organism: Alligator sinensis (Chinese alligator)
Lineage: Eukaryota; Metazoa; Chordata; Crocodylia; Alligatoridae
Product: serine protease 33
Exons: 6
Coding region: 1-1053 (350 amino acids)
Biological process (GO): proteolysis
Molecular function (GO): serine-type endopeptidase activity
Source: RefSeq, a predicted model, not a curated record
AUGACCCGGGAAACAAGGAUGCCAAUUGGCUGUGGUCCUCCUGGCACAGGCUGUACCCCGCCCGGCUCGCGCCUGCCCCAUCUGGAUAUGGCCCCCACCCCCACCGUGGGCACCUGGUGCUGGGCAAGGAGCUGCGGGGGGCUGCACCCCACAGGUGCAGAGGAGGCCACGGGUCAGGCAGCCUGCGGGCGCCCAGCCCCCAACCUGGCCCUGAAUCCAGCCCGCGUGGUGGGCGGGACCAAUGCCCGCGCUGGGGAGUGGCCGUGGCAGGUCAGUCUCCGACACAAUCGGCUCCACAUCUGCGGGGGGGCCCUCGUGGCCCCCCAAUGGGUCCUCACGGCUGCCCACUGCUUCGAGGGUCCCAUCAGGCCCGGCGAAUACCAGGUGGAGCUGGGGGCCCUGGAGCUGUCCCACCCACCCCCCGAGGCCAUCCUGGCACCUGUGGCAGGGGUGGCCGUGCACCCCCACUUUGUGGGGGCAGGGCUCAGUGCCGACCUGGCCCUGGUCCGCUUGGCCCAGCCCGUGGGCCUCACCCCGACCAUCCUGCCCAUCUGCACCCCCCGGCCCGGCCAGCCCUUCCUGCCAGGCACAGCCUGCUGGGUCACUGGCUGGGGCAGCGUUGUGCCUGAGGGCCUGUUCCUGCCCCGGACGCUGCAGAAGGUGGAGCUGCCCCUGAUCGAGGUGGACGAAUGCAACUGGCUCUACCAGGCCAACUCCAGCUCCGAGUCCUCCGAGAUCCCAGAAGGCUACAAGCUGGUCCAGCCAGACAUGGUGUGCGCGGGCUAUGCUGACGGGGGCAAGGACUCCUGCCAUGGCGACUCGGGAGGGCCCCUGGCCUGCCCCCAGGAUGGGGCCUGGUUCCUUGUGGGGGUUGUGAGUUUUGGCUUGGGAUGCGCCCGCCCCGGGCGCCCAGGGGUCUACACCCGCGUCGCCGCAUUCACCCCCUGGAUCCAGGAGGUCAUGGAGGCACCGCCCCCCAGCACCGCCCCCUGGGCCCUGGCACCCUCCCUGUGGGGGCUGCUGCUCCUCUGCCCACUGCUGGCAGGGCCCUGAGUUGGGGGACCCAGGAGUCUGGACUCCCAGAACCCCCUGCUCCCACCCCCGCCACCCCAGAGAACCCAG